Messenger RNA from Malassezia pachydermatis, 6873 nucleotides. Its product is annotated as beige beach domain-containing protein. Gene Ontology annotation, molecular function: protein binding. The record is from RefSeq and is a predicted model, not a curated record. Lineage: Eukaryota; Fungi; Basidiomycota; Malasseziomycetes; Malasseziales; Malasseziaceae. The coding region runs from base 1 to 6873 and encodes 2290 amino acids. The transcript has a single exon.
AUGAAAGCCUUGCUUCUACAAGCACAGUUGCGUACUCGUGUCCUGUCGUCCCAAGGUUCUGCGUUGGUGGCAGAUAUCUCGUUCGAUGACAACGCUAACGGUAACAAUGAUGACGACGACGACGAAGCGACGGCAUCACGCUUACUAUCUCUCUUGCAAGUCUUAUAUACCUGUCCGUCUCAUGACUACCAUACCAUGCUGGCUAUUGCGCUGAAUAUCCAUGACGUGCUACGGCCCGACACUCAUGGCCCAGCCUACGUAUACCCCGCGUUCGGACAGCACGGCGGUCUGUUAGCUAUUGGACAAAUUCUAGCGGCUCUACAAAGUGGACGUGAGGGUGGGCAGCCUGAAGCCGACGUGCGAGACGCCCUUGCCCGUCAGGCCCUUACGAUCCUCGUCGAUGCGAUCACAUACAGUGCCAGCAAUUUCUCAGCGUUUGAACACAUGCUGGGAUGGCCCAGCUUAGUAUCUUCGCUCACAGAGACGGUCCUUCCCAGCGAACUUCCACGAAUUCUUGCGCUCCUGGUGGGCCUGGCUAUUGCUGAUAUCGAGACGGGCGUGGCCUGGUGGAACGCCUACGAGAGUGGUGCCAACACCCCCUCUGGACCCUGGAAAGGCUGUGUAUUGGUCCACCCGGCGGCCAUGGAGGCGGCCUGGCAUCUUCUCCCACGCAUACCAGCUUCUGUGGUGUUUGACACACUCGCUCCCAUCCUUGCGGAGCUGAUGGCUUCACAUCCUCGUCACCGAAUCAUGCUAAGCCGAACGUCUAUUAGCACGUGUCUUCUUGAGGCAUGGCUCGCUGGACAGGGUGGAUCGUGGCCUAUCAAACUACUACGGAUGCUAUGGCACGAUGGGAUCUUGCAUACAACCGACAUGCAGCAGCUGAGUAAGUUCUUACUUACGACGCCCUCGCUGGACGAGGCUGACGACGUGUUGACGUUACUGCAGGAUCUCCUCCCCACUUCUUCUCGCCCGGCCUACCUGACAUUCGAGUCUACUUGUUACAAGACAAGUACAGAGGGGAUGCAGAUCGCUGCGUUGGACCGUGUCUUCCCCCCGGACGAUCCUACGUCCACCGGCUUCACGUUGGGGUUGUGCCUUCGUGUGGACCAUAUCCAAGGUGAAGCACAACUUCCAUUAGUAUGCCUGGGCGCGGCCAAUGUUGCCAUGCGGAUCGUGCUGGAUACCAAGACCCAGUCGCUCGUGUAUGAGCCUGGCGGUAUGGCACGAGGCACAUUUGCACUUCCACGCUCUGUGUUGUCCCUGGGCGACACACAUACUGUGAUCCUUACGCAUGCACGCUCUGCACCUAACGUCCUUUCGCCUGUGCAUGUAUACCUUGACGGGCAGCGUGUAUGUACAUUGCAAGUGCCAUGGGCCGGCGCCUUUGCGCAUCCUGCCCCGCUUCGUAUCGGUACAUGUCCCCUGGAAAAGGCUACCCAGACUGCGCAUGCCACCUGGUCCGUCACAUCCAUAUGGCUCCAAGCAGGUGUCGUUCCGUCCAGUCUCCCUCGCUUGUUCCACGCUCUCCUUCUUGCAUCGUACACAGCUCCAUGGCAAGGUGCUUUGGCACGUUACUUGACGUACUCCGAUCGCGCUGCGCUGCUGGCUCAUCUUGAGCACCUCGCGCAUGUAUCCUCCACGCCGACUGCCGCGUAUACAGCGCUACAUACAGCCUUGUUCGAGGCUGGGGCUCGUUCCUGUCCCUUGUCCGAGAUGUAUGUAUACCUUCACGCUGCGCAUAUACAACGACAGUCUACGCGCACUGUAUGUAUCAACCAAACCUCUACACGAGCGCAUGCCGAGCUGUAUGGCGUACCGACUGUCUGUCAUCCACGCUCCCUCGGUGUAUCGAUUUGGCAGGCUGGCGGGGGGACAUUGCUGCUAACGUGGAUCGAGCGUGCCACAUCGUCUGAAAGUGUGGCCAUGUGCGUUUCUCUCUUUGUGAAUACACUCUCCCAGUCGUGGCGCUUCGCCGACGAAGCGGAGCGUAUGCAUGCCUACAGCAUUCUGGGAAUGCUAUUGCGAGAGAAAUCCGCGUACCUCACGCCGUCCAUUUUUGCUACGUUGGUACAGGCCAGUAUGGAAGAAAAGCGUAUCAUUAACGAGGCCCUAUACCGUGCUGUCAUACUUGAUGUGGGCCUGUGGUCGCAGGCGCCCCCGUCUGUGCAGCUGGCCUAUGCACAACACGACAUUGUACCGUCCGAUCGCAAGUAUACCUCUCUGCCACUAGUGCGUCGUUGGCUGUGGUGGGCUGAAGGGGCACAAGCCGUUCCCAUCGAUACUGCCGCGUCCCUGGUCUGUGCAGCCAUGGAAGUGCAAUGGCAUCCACGGUCUCUUCAGGCCUUUAUGCAGACACUUACAUGUGUCAUGGCGCAGAUCUCACCCUCUCUUCCGAUGCUGGGCAGCGCCAUGUACGCCAGGACUGAUGUGGAUCUCGGCACGGACCCCAUCGAAUGUGGUAGGGUCUAUACCCCACCCUCUCCCACACGUCCUGUGCCUGCCCGAUCCAAGGCGCUUGCACAAAAGUACCUGACCUGGAUGGCCAACGCCGUAGCGUGCGAUGCUUCACGCGCUGCAAUGCUUGCCGAAACGAUUCCGCCCAAGUGGUUCCUCAUUUUGCUGCGUCCAGGCAUGUCACGCGACGAUACGGCGCCUCUUCUCUCGCUGGUCGGCCAUUGCAUGCUUGCAUCCUCAUCAUUGAUGUCGGCGUGGACUCGACUGGGUGGUUUCCGUGUCCUUGAAGCCUCGUUACCGCCCUUGUGGGAUGUACCAUGCGUACUCCCAUGGGUAUGGACCUGGCUCCUUGGCCCAUGCCGGCCUGCUGCAUCCCUGUACGAUACCUUUGCACCGCCGGCCACCAGGGGCGAGAAGACCAAUUCACUGACACUAUCGCAGCCCCAAGCCCUUCGUGUGCUCGUGCUCUGCAUCACAGCAGGCAUUGCCGCAGGCGCCUCUCGGCCACGUUCGCGACGCGCGUCGUUGCCUACCAUGCUCGUUCAAGAUACACGGUGGAUCGCCUUGGAUCACUCCAUCGCUCUGUUAUGCGUCUAUGCGUCAGAACCUUCCAUACGUGCGCUUCUAAUGUUGGCACCAACCAUGGUUGGCGUUCUGCGUGCCACGUUACCACGCUUUGUCGAUCGAUUUUGCGCGCCCCAGGCAGCUCUCUGGUGUGAUCAGCUGCUCGAUAUGCUAGCACAAAGCAUGGCCCAUGUCCUGUUGUCUUCGCCGACAUUGACCCUAUUGCAUAGCAUGCACGCUGCUAUGCCUACACCUGACCCGCUUGUCCAAUCGCGUUUGUGUGUGGCUAUGUAUACAGCACUGCUGGAGCAUCUGCAUGCCAGUCUGCGUGUGCAAAUAUGUACACGCCCUCUGCUGACCAUGGUCGCCGGCCUAUUGGAGCUUACCUCGAAUGAGUCGAUGCGGGCACGGACCUUGCAGCAUCGCAUGUACAAGAUGGCCGAAGUAUUGAUUCAGGCGCCCCCGGCCCUGCUCACGCCGCACAUUCGUGCACAGUCCACCUUGGCGUUGGAACGUAAUGUCUUGCACAGCUUCGGUACAUCCGAUGCUUCGUCUGCUCUAGCGUUUUGUGCGGAGGGCGCCUCUCUUAUGCUCACACCCUUGGCAGACGUCGGCUUUGUCAAGUGCUUAGCGUACCAUGCCUACCAAGCAGCGCCCACUUCAGAUCAUGCUGUUCGGUGUUUACGCCAUAUGCAGUCGACGUGGCCAGACCUGCCUUGGGUCGAUGUCCCAGUCGCCUCCAUCCCGACUUUCUUUGCUGAGGCGUGGAACGAAGCAUCGCAGGCCCAAUCACAGUUCCUGCAUAGCCUCGCACGCGAACGCGUACGAGCUUGGACCACACAACCUUCCGCGCGGGCCCGCUCUAUUCUCCAAGUGCAUGCACGUUUGCAGGCUUGGUACACACGCGUCGAUGAGAGUGCGACACAGCGAACACGCCACUACGCGCAGGACACACAUGACGAUAUUGCAUGCAUGCGCCAUAUUUGGACAGAAGCCAAGCAUGCAUUGCGUCAGUACAGUUCCACUGACUCGUGGGAAUGUGCUUUAGAUGCGACAGAGGGCCCCUGGCAUAUACGUCUUAAGCUGUGUGAUGUGCCGCCCUUUGGAUGGCAUGCCACAUCCCGCGCCGAACAGACCGAAGCUGUUGUGCCUGGCGCCGUGCCCAUACCACACUCAGAAGAAGAUGCGAUGCCCUUGCCACCUGUCAUCGAUGUACCUUCUGUAACGACAUCCUUGCCUACGUCAAUUUCAAUGUCCGGCUUAGAAGCUGUGCCUCCUUCCGAAGGGAGCAUAUCGUCUGCCGUACAAAAUGCCUCGGUUGCCCCCUUCUCGUCUGCUUCCACGAACGAAGAAGACUAUGACAAGCUGCGGUACAUUGUGCGUGCCCUCGAACCUGGUGACGAGGUGCAAGGACUCCUCAAUGCAGCUCGUGUUGUGGGCAUCGAUGUACAAAGCAGUUUAGUUCUGCUGGGAAAGCAUCGCAUGUAUCUCUUGGACGAUUAUUUCCAGCGGCCGAAUGGCGAGAUUGUACAUGUAUGGGACGCUCCCGUGCAUGAACGCGAUGUGCUUCUCUUGGCUGCGGGGGUAGGGCAGGUGGCAGCCUCCGAUGAGCCUAUUCGGUCCUGGGCAUGGCCACAGUUGCUCAUGUGUGCCUGGCGCGCAUGGCUGCAUCGCCGUACAGCGCUGGAAUUGUUUAUGGAUGACGGACAAAGUACCCUGUUGGUUCUCCCGUCGCAUGCGCAUGCUGCCCGGCUGUACGACAUUGUGCGAGCGCAUGCGCCCAAAGCCAUCGCUGCAAGUGAUGCACUGCAGGCCAGCGUCCAAGAUUCCACUCCAGCUCCAUCUAGGCUGGGUGUCUUGCGACGAACGACACCAGGGGAAGCGACACAGGCAUGGCAGGCACGUCGUAUGUCCAAUGCCGCUUAUUUGAUGCACAUCAACACGGCAGCGGGGCGGACAAUGAACGACUUGACACAGUUCCCCAUCUUCCCAUGGGUUCUGGCCGAUUAUACAAGCUCAUCCUUGGAUCUACACGCAGAAACAUCGUAUCGUGAUCUGGACAAGCCCAUGGGGGCUCAAACCGAGGCACGUCGGGCGGCAUUUGUGGAGCGGUACGAGCAGCUGGAGCAAGUCCAUAUGGACCCUUUCCAUUACGGUACACACUACUCCACGGCCGCAAGUGUCUGUGGGUUCCUCGUUCGUUUGCAGCCGUUUGCGCGUGUCCUCAAGGUGCUACAUGGCGGCACCUUUGAUCUUCCAGAUCGGCUCUUUGCCUCCAUUGGAGAAGCAUGGACCUCGGCAAGCCAGCGAUCCCAGGCUGACGUGCGUGAGCUCAUUCCGGAGUUCUUUUUUGUACCAGAUAUGUUUGUGAAUCACAACCAUUUGGAUUUCGGUACAACACAGGCAGGGGUGCAAGUAAAUCAUGUUGUCCUACCGCCAUGGGCCCAUGAUGAUCCUGUAUUGUUUGUGCAGCUGCAUCGUGAAGCGCUCGAAUCGGAUUAUGUGAGUGCACACCUGCACCGUUGGAUUGAUUUGGUAUUUGGUGUACAAACGCGUGGUCAGGCGGCUGUAGCAGCGACCAAUGUCUUUCAUCCAAUGUCGUAUGCACAUGCUAUGGACUUGGAGGGUAUCGAUGUGCCGCUCGAACGACAAGCAGCUGCACAGGCCGUGCACAACUUUGGGCAGACACCACGCCAGCUAUUCCCACGUGCCCAUCCCUCCCGGUCCAUCUUCCUCUGCGAGCCAUGGCAUACACAAGCAGAUUGGCUGGCCACACCGCAAUUCCUUCUUCCUGCGUAUGGACCACAUGCCCAUGUCGUCGAUGAGCCUGUGCGGAUGAUUGGCGGUGACUUAUCACACUUGUACGCACUACCAGCACGCCAUAUUUUUCUGCGUGAUCAGCGAUGUAUGCUGUCGUAUAGUGCGCAUACACCUACGAUUCAUUGUAUCGGCGAAGAUGGGCGUUGUACAAGUGUGCUAGAACAUGCCACACAAGGCGCAAUCACGGCCAUGCUAGCGCUUGGUUCCUAUCUUUGGCUGGGAUCCGAUGAUGGCAUGCUUCAGCUAUGCCAUCUUUCUACCAUCAACUCAAAUCUCACACCUAGUACAGCCUUGCAUGGCCAUACUGGCGCAGUACUUUGCCUCGCUGCAUCCCAAGCCCUGGGCGUAGUCGUAUCUGGCAGUGCUGACCACACUGUGAUUGCGUGGGAUAUGCAUCGUCACAAGUACGUACGCACCUUAACAGGGCCCGAGCAGCCUGUGGAACAUAUCGCGAUCGACGAACAACAAGGCUGGAUCUCCGCUGUGGUCGGGCAUUCUAUCUGGGUAUGGUCAAUCAAUGGGACAUGGCUCGCUCACCAAAGCACACGGAGUGUAACUUCGGAUCCACCAUCCAGCAUAGCGAUGAUCUCACGCGAGUUCCAUACAGGUACACUGGGCGUGAUUGCGACUGGCCACCGCGGCGUUGUGGUGCUAUGGGAUAUUGUCUCGAACCACACUGUACGUCGCGAACCACCACGGUGGCGUCUUUCGCAGCGAGCUCUCUUGCGUAGGUCAGACGAGGGGUCAGGCUCCAUUACGGCCUUGUACGAAGCUUCUCCUCGCGUCUUGUGCACAGGUGACGAGCAUGGAUACAUGUAUACAUGGGCCCUUCCUGGGGCAUCUAUCGCGCCACCCAAGGAACAGGAGCGAUGUGUGGGCGCAUGCAGACGUACACUUGGUUUUUUGGACACAAAACGUUUAUGUCAAAGCUGCAGUGGCCUUGUAUGCCAAAAGUGUGUGCGAAUGCAAGGCCCACUUCGUUUAUGCGAUACCUGUGCUACGACGCUGGCGUCCCGUGGACUGGCGCUCUAA